Molecule: messenger RNA, 867 nt
Organism: Opisthorchis viverrini
Lineage: Eukaryota; Metazoa; Platyhelminthes; Trematoda; Opisthorchiida; Opisthorchiidae
Exons: 9
Coding region: 1-867 (288 amino acids)
Source: RefSeq, a predicted model, not a curated record
AUGUCACGUGGAUCUCAUAUGCCUCUCAACAGCAGCAGACGCUGGUGCAGCUGCAGCAAUCUGGCCAGGAUCACAAUGCAACCAAAGCAACGUUGUGUUGCAUCUUUCUGCAACACUAGCUUUCCGCGUGUCUCAGGGACACACAAUGAAACUUUGUCAUUAAAACGUCAGAAUCGAAAGUCUUUGACCACAAUGAAUGAGAAAAUCAAUGUUCAAGAUCUACUCCGCACUCAAGGAGAUCGACACGUGGACACAAUACGUGUUGACAAGUUGAUUCGUCAACUAGGUAUCGGGACGGGUACCGAGGGUUUUGAAUGGCACGAUUGUCAACCGUGGUUGCGGAUUCAGAACACUUUGGUGAAUGUUAUCUUGUGUAAGGACAACUACAAUAUUACGGAAACCAUGCAGGACGUUCGUUCGCUUGUUGGAAGCAACCUGGAAUCACACAUUCCGGCCUAUUGUGAAAAAAAGGUAUUUCCAAUUACAAUGCGCAUCCUUCGAAAACCCCUGCAGGGUCUUCAAGGGGAGGAGUUGCUCAAGAAACUUGGUGAAGUUUGGCGAACAUUCUUCACUUUUACGAUUCCAACAAUUAGUCUAAUGUUUGCUCUACUUCCGACGGCUCACCACAUAUUCGAGUCCAUUUUACUGCAGGCAUUUCUGACCGAGAUCGUCGAAAAACUGUACGCUGUUGAUGCAAUUGUUCAAAGUGAAGAAAUUGAUGUCUGGAUAGAACACAUGUAUUCAGUUCUUUUGACAUUCUGUAAUGAAAAUGGGUCACCAGAAGUUGGUAGCAAACCGCCAUCCAUCUUUGAAUUGCGUGGAACAUAUAUCGCAUUCGGAGAAAAUGAAUACACACAUAGAUUCUGA